AUGAGGAAUUCGAUGAGCAAAAGAGAUCCUAACAAAUAUUGUAAAUUUCAUAAAGAUAUUGGGCAUAAAACCGACGAAUGUCACCAAUUGAAAGAUGAGAUAGAGAGUCUUAUCGUUCAAGGCCAUUUUAAGCAGUAUGUGAGAAGACAGGGCCACGGAUACAACAAGCCCCGUCAGCCUGAUAACCAAAAUAACCAAGGGUUACAACCUAUUCCUGUGGAAGGAGAGGAAAUCCUGGUUAUUUCGAGAGGGUCACAUUUUUUAAGGGAAAGAAAUAACGCUCAGAAGAGAUACUUGAAGGAGAUAAAGAACGAGCAGUCGGUCUUUUCCCCAGAACCUUCCAAGAAGGUGAAAACUGAGGAACCUCCCAUUACGUUCACGGAGGAAGACGAGAAGAACGUGAGAUACCCUCAUGUCGAUCCGCUUGUCAUAACCAUUCAACUUGCCAUUAAGAGGAUCAAGAGAGUGUUAAUAGACAAUGGGAGCUCAAUAAAUAUCAUUUAUAAGGAGACUCUAAAGAAAAUGGGGCUCGAAAAGGCCAAGUUAAGGACUUGUAUGGUGAAUCUUUGCAGACUCACCGGGGAUAGCAUUGCUAGCCUUGACAUAAUCGAGCUUGCAUUAACUGUAGGAGAGGCACCUUUAACUGCUACUGCUAUGCAAGACUUCUUGGUUGUCGACCUGCCUUUGGCUUACAACAUACAAUUGGGUCGUCCAGCACUGAUCGGACUAAGGGCACUAAGUUCAAUUAAGCACCUGUCUUUAAUGUUCCAAACACCAGAUGGUGUUGGAGUGGUGCGUGGCGACCAGAUGUUGGCUUGUAAUUGUUAUCGCAUAGAGUUGCAGUAG
This is a messenger RNA of Cannabis sativa, 846 nucleotides long. RefSeq lists its product as uncharacterized. The record is from RefSeq and is a predicted model, not a curated record. Lineage: Eukaryota; Viridiplantae; Streptophyta; Magnoliopsida; Rosales; Cannabaceae. The coding region runs from base 1 to 846 and encodes 281 amino acids. The transcript has a single exon.